UAAAGUCUCUGCCAGACUUGGGCUCACACGCUAUUUCCUGGAUGGACGGAGGAAUGGAAAGCUUCCAGCGCCUCUCCACCACCAACACCAACACCAACACCGACUCUCCCCUCUCUGUGUGCCCGACGAGCGCUGCCUCCACCGCCGCAGCCGCAGGAGCGACGACGCGCUGUGUGGACCGCCGCUGCUAGUCUCCCAUAACCCGCUUUCCCCCCUCUCCUGCUGCACAUACACGCUCCUCCACAACCAUCAGUACCCGAGUGUUAUGCUGAUAUCCGGGGAUAUCGGGGGGAUUUUGGGACGGAAAGACUCUUUACUGGACCUCUAAAAAUUUCUCCGCCCUCCACCGUGCCCAGUCUCCGUCUGCGCUGCGUCUCCGGUGCUGCUUUUUACGCAGCGAAGGCGUCGCUGAUUUGCCCGCAAAAGGGGGAAACUCAACAGUUGUUGCUGCUUAUUGUUUGCAUGUCGACGUGCAUAUCACUACCAUGUGGAGGCUACUGCAAUCGUGUUGUUGCUGCUGGUGGAUUUUCUCUCUCAUUUUGCCUGCCUUCGUGCUCCUGUGGGCCGAGUGUCAUCCUGCGCUGACAGGAAGCCAAGCCGAGUCCCAAGCCCCUAUCCAAGGCCUUCGCAGAGCCACGGCCGAUGGGACACGACUCCGGAGAGCCGCCACCGAGGAGACCUACUGGGCCUACUCAGGUAUAUAUGGGCCAGAUGAAGGAUGGGCAUCAGCCUACCCAGAAUGCAGAGAGAGAAACCAGUCACCAAUCAACAUUGUGGACCAGGAUACCAAAGUAUCCACAGAGUAUCAGGAGUUGACACUGGAGGGCUUUGAUACCGAAUCCUCCAAUAAGACAUCUAUGAAGAACACCGGCAAAACAGUGGCCAUUAUGUUGAAGGAUGAUUACUUUGUUCGGGGAGCAGGUCUACCAGGGAGGUUUAAGGCCGAAAAAGUGGAGUUCCAUUGGGGUCCAAAUAACGGAUCUGAAGGCUCUGAACACAGCAUUAAUGGCCGCCGCUACCCUGUGGAGAUGCAGAUCUACAUGUACAACUCAGAUGACUUUGACAGUCUCAGUGCAGCUCUGAGGGAGAAGAGGAUCAUUGCAGCCAUGGCCGUGUUUUUCCAGGUGGGAGGGAAGGACAAUCCUGCUGUCGACCCUAUAAUCCACGGCCUGAAGGGUGUGGUCCAUCAUGAAAAAGAGACAGUCCUGGAGCCGUUCGUCCUGAAGGACCUGCUGCCGUCUGCGUUGGGAAGUUACUAUCGCUACACCGGCUCUCUGACCACGCCUCCCUGCAGUAAGGUGGUGGAGUGGAUCAUCUUCAGCAGACCUAUCUAUGUCUCCUACAAACAGUUGGAGGCCUUCUACUCCAUCUUCACCACAGAGCAGCAGGACCAUGUUAAGUCUGUGGAGUAUCUGCGCAGCAACUUCAGGCCCAUCCAGAGCUUGGACAACCGCCACGUCUUUAAGUCAGCAGUCAAAGAUGCCUGGCUGCCUGACCUGACUGACAGCAGCAGCGGGCCAUACGGCACAGAGGCUUCCAAAGUGUGCAGCAGCGCUCCCAUCAACAUGAAGGUGCAGCAUGUCAACAGCAGUGCUCUGGUGGUGCGCUGGGCCCGCCCAGAGGUCACCUACCACCCGCCCAUCCUCCACUUCCUGGUGUCCUACAGCUGGACGACCCAUGACGACAGCUAUGAAGAGACACACCUCACUGACGCCAAACACAAACUGGAGGCUGUCAUUUCUCCCGUCUCCCCCGAUGUGCUGUACCUGUUUCGAGUCCAGGCCGUCUGCAUGAAUGACAUGCGCAGUGACUUCAGCCAGAGCAUGCUCUUCAGAGCAAACACCACAAGGAUAUUUGAGGGGACAAGGAUCGUGAAAACUGGAAUGCCGACAGUGUCUCCAGCCUCUUCAGCUGAUAUGGCUCCCAUCUCCUCUGGCUCAUCUACUUGGACCUCCUCAGGUAUCCCUUUCUCCUUCGUCUCCAUGGCGACAGGAAUCGGCCCAUCCUCCAGUGGAAGUCAAGCAACGGUGGCGUCCGUGGUGACCAGUACUUUACUGGCCGGCUUGGGCUUCAGCGGCGGUGUUAUCUCCUCCUUCCCCAGCUCAGUUUGGCCAAGCAGAGCACCAACCCAUAAUCCCACACGCCAGACCACUGAACCCACCGAGCCCACCAAAGAGGCCACCACCUCUGCCUCUGCUGUCACGACGGCUGCAGCCAAAGAUAACAGUGACACUGGGGGUGAGGACAGAGAGAAUAGCAAGGGUCAAGGAGAAGACAGUGAGAGGGAAGGAGAGGAUAAGGAUGAAGAGGAGGAAGAAGAAGAUAAAGAUGAGAAGAAGGAGAGGAAAGGAUCAGGAGGUGUUGGCAAGGCAAGGAGGAAGGACAACAGCACAGCAGUGAAUGAGCCGCUCAGAGAGACACCAGAUGCUACUGCGAAGGAGAAAGAACAGACUGAACCAGAUCCAACUGAUGUACCACCUGACGUAGAAGACCAAUUGGAAGUGUACACUCAAAAUCCACUUCACUCUAACCCCACUACCACCACAGAGGCUGCCACUGAAAUGGUCAAAUUUCCUGCCCCCAAGGACCCAGCAGCAACACUCAGACCCAGCUCAGGGAGGGACAGGAAGCACUGGCCUUUCUCCAUUCAUACCGACCGUCCCAGUGCUGUGACCAACCUGACCCACCAGGCAAGGCCUGGGUCUGGGGCGGGGCUGGGCCGUGUGGAGUGGCUGGUACCUUUGGUGGUGGUUUCAGCUCUGACUUUCCUCUGCCUUGUUCUCCUGCUGGCUGUGCUCGUCUACUGGAGGCGCUGUUUCCAGACAGCCCACUUCUACGUGGAAGACAGCAAUUCACCUAGGGUGGUACCCAAUGAGACGAUCCCAGUCAUACCCAUUCCAGAUGAUAUGGAAGCCAUUCCAGUCAAGCAGUUCAUCAAACAUGUCUCUGAACUCUACUCAAAUAACCAACAUGGAUUUUCUGAAGAUUUUGAGGAGGUUCAACGGUGCACUGCAGAUAUGAAGAUCACGUCAGAGCACUCCAACCACCCUGACAACAAGCACAAGAACAGAUACAUCAAUAUAGUUGCCUAUGACCACAGCAGGGUGAAGCUGAGGCCGCUGGCUGGGAAGGACUCCAAACACACCGACUACAUCAAUGCCAACUAUGUGGAUGGUUAUAAUAAGCCUAAAGCUUACAUCGCAGCCCAGGGACCUCUCAAGUCCACCUUUGAGGACUUUUGGCGGAUGGUGUGGGAGCAGAAUACCUGCAUCAUCGUCAUGAUCACCAACCUAGUGGAGAAAGGCCGGAGAAAAUGUGACCAGUACUGGCCAACAGAGAACAGCGAAGAGUACGGCAACAUGGUAGUCACACUGAAGAGCACGAAAGUUCAUGCCUGCUACACUGUUCGCCGCUUCACAUUGCGCAACACUAAAGUCAAAAAGGGGGGGAAGGGGAACCCUAAGGCACGGGGCCAGGGUGAACGGACAGUGCUCCAGUAUCAUUACACCCAGUGGCCAGACAUGGGUGUCCCUGAGUACACCCUGCCUGUCCUCACCUUUGUCCGCAGGUCCUCAGCUGCCCAGAUGCCUGACAUGGGACCCAUGCUUGUACACUGCAGUGCUGGAGUGGGACGGACGGGGACGUACAUCGUCAUAGACAGCAUGCUGCAGCAGAUCAAAGACAAGAGCACAGUUAAUGUACUCGGCUUCCUCAAACACAUACGCACCCAGCGCAACUACCUAGUCCAGACUGAGGAGCAGUACAUCUUCAUCCACGAUGCCUUGAUGGAAGCCAUUUUGGGGAAAGAGACGGAAGUGGCAGCCAGCCAGCUUCACUGCUACUUCAGCAGCAUCACGACACCAGGACACAGCGGCCGGACACAUCUGGAGAAACAGUUCAAGUUGGUAACACAGUGUAAUGCCAGAUUCAUGGAAUGCUUCAACGCUCAGAAGGAGUGCAACAAAGAAAAAAAUCGAAAUUCCUCCGUGGUGCCAUCGGAGCGAGCAAGAGUCGGCCUAGCACCUUUGCCCGGCAUCAAAGGCACAGAUUACAUCAACGCCUCUUACAUCAUGGGUUACUACCGGAGUAAUGAGUUCAUCAUUACCCAGCAUCCUCUGCCCCACACCACAAAAGACUUUUGGAGAAUGAUCUGGGACCACAAUGCACAAAUUAUUGUUAUGCUGCCUGCCAACCAUGGACUGGCAGAGGAUGAGUUUGUGUACUGGCCCAGUCGGGAGGAGGCAAUGAACUGCGAGGCAUUCACUGUCACCCUCAUCAGUCAAGACCGACUCUGUCUGUCCAAUGAGGAGCAGAUCAGCAUCCACGACUUCAUCCUGGAAGCUACACAGGAUGACUAUGUUUUAGAGGUUCGUCACUUUCAGUGCCCUAAGUGGCCGAAGCCUGACGCACCCAUCAGCAGCACCUUCGAGCUUAUCAACGUCAUCAAGGAGGAGGCAGCCAGCCGUGAUGGACCAACCAUCAUCCACGAUGAGUUGGGAUCCGUGUCAGCUGGCAUGCUGUGUGCCCUCACCACACUGUCUCAGCAGCUGGAGAGUGAAGGUGCCGUUGAUGUCUAUCAAGUGGCCAAGAUGAUCAACCUCAUGAGGCCAGGAGUCUUCACAGACAUUGACCAGUACCAGUACCUAUACAAAGCCCUGCUCAGCCUCGUCAGCACCAAGGAGAACGGCUCGGGUCUUCUGGCCAGGGACAUUAACGGGACCAUGGCGUCCAUGUCCGACCAGUCUGACCAAGCAGAGAGCAUGGAGUCGCUGGUCUGAGAGCGGCCCUUCAAGGGCCCAGAGCUGAGAUGAGCUGAGGGUGUCCUGUGGGUCCAAACACCCUGUGAGGUCCCUAAGCCCACCAAGGAGGCACUUAACUUUGUAAAACGUCAAGGAACUAUUGUGAACAAGACUUUUUGAGGCCUUUUUGCCAGACUCUUGGUUAAAAUGAAUAACCUGAUUACUUUUUUACACUGAUAAAAAGUUUUUGAUAUUUAUUUUUUUCGCCAUUUUAUGUCUUAAUGUUCUCCUACUGAAGGGUUUGCACCUGCGUUUUUAAGUUUCACGACGGCGUCGGUAGGCAACGAGAAACACUUUUCUGUCUUUUCUUGUUUGCACUAUGUAAUGUCAGUGUUACUGCCUAUACUAAAGCUGACUCACUUGGCUUUUCUCCACUCGAGCUCUGACUUUUUUUUUUUUCUUUUUUUUUUGACAUUCCAUGGCUUUGGCCCUAAUUAAAUCAACUGCUUCUGUGAAGGACAUUGUUCUGCCUGCCACCUACCAGUUGAUUUAAGACAGAGGACGGAGGAAGGCACGAACUCUCCGCCUCAGUAACAAAAAUGCUGUUCAACUUCAGCUCAACGUGACCUCCUCUGCCCUGCUCAUCUAUAGUACUCAUAUUACCACUCAUUUAUCACAAGAAUCGAGAUCUUGGAACCUGUUGCCACAGACAAGUAGCGCUUGUUUUCUAAUAGUAGUUUCCUCCUCACCGUUUUUUUUUUCUUUGUUUUCUUCACUCUCCCUCUUAUUAGCGAGUCACACCCAUGUUAGAAUACAUAAGGUGGUGUAACAACUGCUACUGUGAAAUUUUAUUAUUUCUUUGUAUAAUUCAUAUUAUGCUUUUUAAUAUAUGGAAAUACUGUAUGUAUACAUAUAUAAAUAUAUCCUUAUCAUAAUAACUUUGUGAUUUUUGUACAUGUCCUUUGUGGCCUCCCUCCUCAGGCCGGUUAAUUUCCACUGCGUCUGAUAGUUUACCACCCCACUACUCACAGCUGAUCCACAGCCAUCUGGAAGCGGACCUUCUCGGUCCUCUACCUUUCUGUAUGCUGCUACAUCAUCUGAACUCACACACAUACACACAUACACACAUACAAACGUCACCAGUAGUGAUUUUACAUUUGAAACGUUUGACCAACUACAACAGAUGAUGCAACAAUGUGACAUUGCCCAUCUCUCUGAAAAUCAUGUUUUGAAAGGAUUUAUUUUAGGUCAUAAA
Molecule: messenger RNA, 5994 nt
Organism: Epinephelus fuscoguttatus (brown-marbled grouper)
Lineage: Eukaryota; Metazoa; Chordata; Actinopteri; Perciformes; Serranidae
Gene: ptprga
Product: protein tyrosine phosphatase receptor type Ga
Exons: 29
Coding region: 486-4778 (1430 amino acids)
Biological process (GO): protein dephosphorylation
Molecular function (GO): protein binding; protein tyrosine phosphatase activity
Source: RefSeq, a predicted model, not a curated record